Messenger RNA from Strongyloides ratti, 4254 nucleotides. Its product is annotated as Exocyst complex component 4. Gene Ontology annotation, biological process: Golgi to plasma membrane transport; exocytosis; chemical synaptic transmission. NCBI's taxonomy places the organism in Eukaryota, Metazoa, Nematoda, Chromadorea, Rhabditida, Strongyloididae. Gene Ontology annotation, cellular component: exocyst; synapse; growth cone membrane. The transcript is spliced from 11 exons. The record is from RefSeq and is a predicted model, not a curated record. Gene Ontology annotation, molecular function: methyltransferase activity. The coding region runs from base 1 to 4254 and encodes 1417 amino acids.
AUGCCCAUUAAUAUUUCGGAUGAUAGCAAUGACUCUUGUCGACUAUUAGUAAAUGUUAUAAGAACAUUAACAACGAGUGCUUCAGAAGAUCAACGAGAACAUGAGAAGAAUCGUCUUGAAAUUGCUUAUAAAAAUUCUGGUGAUAUUAUUGAUAAGCUUAUAAAAGCUCAUGAGCCAGAUGUAAAUGCAUGUUUAAAUACAUUUAGAAAUGUAUCAACAAAAAUCACCAGAUUUAAAGAGGGUACAAACAACGUCAAAAAUAAUCUUCGUCAGUCAACAACAUUACUAGAAUGUCGACGUGACGAUUUAAAAAAACUUUGGAUGGAAAAUGAGGAGCAAAAAUAUAUUUGUAAUAUUUUAAAACAAAUUAAUGAAAUAAAAAAUAUGGAAUUAACAAUUGAAGAGUAUGUUAAGGAAGGAAAAUUUAAAGAUGCUGUUAAUUUAUUAAAAAGAAAUGAAAUUCUUCUUAAUGGACAAUUAUCCUGUAUUGAGGGCCUUAGCCAGAUAAGACAUAAUGUUCAUGAUAUAUCUAAAAAUUUAUUAACAAAAAUUAUAGAUGAUUUACUUAGAGUAAUUAUUAUUGAGCCUUUUGAAAAACAUCUAGUUGCAUUAAUAAAAAAUAUUAACAAAAAUACAUUACAAGAAUCUGAACUUUGUAAUAAAUUAUUACAAAAGUAUCAAAAAUCUAUUAAUUCAAGAGAUUUUGGUUUUUCAAGUACUACUGAUAAUGAGGAAUUUAUGCAUAAAGCAUGCAUUAAAAUUUCUGAUUCAAUUGAGGCUCUUGCGGUAUUUGAUCAAGUUGAUGCUGCAUUAAAUCAAAUUUAUUCAAAAGAAAGUGCCUUAUGUCAAAAAGGAGUUCACGAUACGGUAACAGUUUUAAAUGCCAUAACACAUAGUGAAAAUCGUGAUUCUAAAUUAUUAUAUCAAUUAAUUCAAAGUCUUAUUACAGAAUUUAGAGAUUCUUAUAAAUAUCAUUCAAUUUUAAUUAAAGAAUUAUCUAAACAUUCUGCUUAUAAAGAAAAUUGUCCAAUUAUUCUGGAGAAGUACUGGGAAUCUUGUCAAAGAGCCAUACAAGAUGUUAUCAGUGAUCAUUUAGAUAUUUGGCCUCAACGUUUCAAUAAAAAUGAGUCGUCAUCAGAUAAUAGUAAAUUGUUAUUCCGUUUUAGUUCUGGAGCCUUAAUGUCAUCUCAAGGUACUGUAGAACAUGGUAAAUUAAAUAAUCUUGUUUGUCAAACUGAUCCAUAUAAUAUUAUAAAUAUAUUUCAUUUAUUAAAUCAUUUUGCUAUGGAAAUUCAAUCUAUAACUAAAAAAGAACCAUGUGAUCUUUACACAUUUUUGAAUAGUUUUAUUAUGGAUAGUUUUGUUGAAAAAGUUGAAAAAGAUAUAUCAGGAAAAUUAAAUAUUGUUUUUAGUAGUAAUGAUGUGUGGACAUCAGUUGUUAAUGUUCAAUCACAUGAAGUCAGUGUACUUGGAAGUGUUGUAAAAGUGAAAAAUAUGUGUGACCACAUCUUUGAAUUAAUUAAACAUAUGGAAACAUAUACUUUGCGUUUUUCUCAACAAUGGUUAUUUAUUUUAACAAAAUUUAUUGGGUAUAUUGAAGAAAUUUAUAAUAAAAUUACAAUAACUAACUUUGGAAGUGAUAAUCAAGUGAGAACAAGUGGUAAGAUAAGCGCUGCGUGGGCAGUUGAUGAAGAUAUUUCUAGAUUAUUAAAAUCACUUCCAAGUUGGAUUGCUAUAACAACACAAACACCUAGUGAAACCACUCCAACAUCAUAUCAACAUAAUUUAGGUACAGAAAGUGAAUUAGACAUAAAAAAAAGAAAUCAAAGAGAAUCAGAAAUAUUAAUUGGUAAUUUAGGUGUACAAAAACAAAUAAAACGAAAUGAACUUGUAACUGAUAUGGAACAUAUAAAAAUUUUAAUUCUUAUUCAUGAAUCACUUCAAUGGUUUACACUUCAAUUUCGUUAUUUGUUGGGACGACUUAAUAUUGAUUCAAAUAAUUUACAUAUUGGUGAAGAUACAAUGAUAAAUGUUUUAAAUUCUAAAAUAAGUAAAAUUGAAACAAUAUCAGAGACAUGUCUUCUACUUAUUCAUUUAGAAUUAAGAGUUCAUUGUUUCUAUUAUAUAUAUCCUCUUUCAAGAGCUGAUUCUAAGUACAAUGAAGAUGAAAAUGAUCAAGAAGCUACAGAUUUUAGGAAUGAUUUAUAUAUAUUUCAUAAAAAUUUAUCACAAUUAACUUCAAAACAUAAAUGGAAAUAUCUUUUUGAAGGUCUUGGACAUUUGUGUGCUUCUAUUUUUAUUCAUUCAAGUCAACAUAUGGCUAAACUUCGUGAAAAUGGAAGAAAAAGAGUUUGUAGAAAUAUUUUUGCCGUUCAACAAUUAAUGAGUCAAAUAACAGGACGUAGAGAAAUGGAUUUAGAUCGGGCAAGAUCAUUUUAUGAAUUAUUAGAUCAUGAACCUGAUAGAUUAUUAGCUAUGAUUGUUGAUAAAGUUCGUUCUCAUCAAAUAUUAUCCUCUCAACCUGGAGCAUUGGAAAAAAAGAUGACACAAUUAAGAGAAAUUUUAAAUUAUUCAGGUCAUAUGUCUGAAGAAGAGUUUAACUAUUCAUUUGAUUGGGAAGAAGUAUUAGAAGGUACGAUAGAAUAUGAAAGUGGAAUAUCAGCUGAUGUAUCAUUAAGUAAAGUAUACAUUUAUGACGACGAUUUAAUGAUGGCUGGAAUAAAAGAUGAAGUUUUAGUUACUAAAAAAAAAGUUAUUCCAUCAGUUUCAAAUCCAUUAGUGGGUUCUAGUGAUAGCCCUGGUGAAAUUUCUGAAAAUGUAGUUUCUAGUAAGAAAGAUAUUAGAGAAAAAAGAAAAAAAAUAGCAUUAGAGUUAGCAUCUAUGACAUUUUCAAAGUACUGGGCAAAUAACGAUAGUUUAAAUGAAGAAGAAGUAUUAAAAUAUGAAGAAAAAAUAGAUAAAAUCAAACCAUCAGAUUCAUAUUAUCUUAUCAAAUUACAUCGUGAUCCCCUAUUACAGGGAUUUUCAAAUAUUUCAGAAAAGACUUUUGGUUUAGAUUAUAUUAAUUCCCUUGAUUGGGAUGAUUUGUAUGAACAACAUAGCCAUUUGGUUAGAAAACAAGCAUUAAUGGACUUUAGUGAAUAUAAAAGGACAAACAUCAAGGGCAAAUGCUUUUCUUUUCUUGCAAACGUUAAGAAGGCCAAGUUUGUUAGUGGGUUUGAUGAGUCUAAAUAUUCAAUUAUGGAUAAAUCGUCUGAUGAGGAAAAAUCUAUUGAGAUAUAUAAUGAUUGUAAGAAUCCUGAUAAAUUUCCUAUGGAUAGUAAAGAUUUAGAAUGUAGUGAAGGAUUUGAAGAAAUGAGAAAUGUUACAUAUUAUUCAAAUAGACCUGAAUUUAAAUUAAGAAUACUUUCUAUUAAACCUAAAGGUGGUGAUUUAGAAGAAAAUAGUAAAACAAAAACAAUAAUAAAUGAGGAAAAAAGUAAUAAUGAAGUAAAAGAAAUAGAUAAAAAUAUUGAUUUAUCAUUUGAUCCUGUUAAAGAUGAAUAUUUAAUUGCAUCAAAAGCUCGUAAUUACAUUAAUUCUGAUAGUGAAAUGAAAAAAUAUUGGAAUCAACGUUUUCGAUUAUUUUCAAAACUUAAUCAUGGUAUUUUAAUGGAUCGUGAAGGAUGGUUUUCUGUAACUCCUGAAAAAAUUGCUAAACAUAUAGCUGAACGGAUGGUUACACGUAAAAAUAUGAUAAUAUUUGAUGGUUUUACGGGUGUGGGUGGUAACGCAAUUCAAUUUGCUUUGAGGGGGGCAUAUGUUUAUGCUGUAGAGAUGGAUCCUAUACGCUUAAAAUGUGCUAUUAAAAAUGCACAAGUUUAUGGAGUUGCUGAUAGGAUUCAAUUUUUCUUAGGUGAUUUUUUUAAAAUUGUUGAGUCAUUUGUUGGAUCAAGAAAAGGUGACAAAUUUUCUUCUAAUAAUCAACAAAUUGUUGAUGGUGUAUUUUUAUCACCACCAUGGGGUGGCCCAGAAUAUUUAACCAAAGAAGUUUAUGAUUUAAAAAAUGACAUUCCAAUUGAUGGGUUUAAAGUUUUUGAGUAUUCUAAAAAAUUAUCUUCAAAUAUUUCUUAUUUUUUACCUCGUAAUACACCUCUUAAGCAAUUAAUUUCUUUAGCUGGACCUGGUGGAAAAUGUGAAAUUGAACAUUCAGUUUUAAAUUCGAAAAUUAAAACACUAACAGCAUAUUAUGGAAAUUUAAUAGCUCCAACAUAA